GCUGAAAUCAGAUUUCUUUAAUCUGAUAGUUAAUUGGUUCAUUUGAAAUUUUUACCUGUUUACAUUCUCAUUGUUAACCUCAAUUUUUUCAAAACUUCUCGAUUCGGUUCCAAGACUCAAUUUAUUAUUUAUUACCUUACGAUCUCAUUAUUUUAAGAGCAAAUACUCUUGGAAUAGAUGUGAUUCGCUCAAGCAACUCUUGGCUCUAAGCAUUUUGUUUUCUUUUUCACAUUUAGAUUGUGUUUAACCCACGUGUUUUCAUAUUCCUAUCUUUGUUGUUCAAUCAAGUGAUUUAUUAAUUAUUUUUGUUUAUAAGACUAAAAAAAUGUCAGUUAAACCACGAAGAGCUAACAAAUCCAAUCCCAUCAACAAUAAAAUCAUAGAACCUCUAAAGGAUGAUGCUUUUGUGGCUGGACCCGGCCAGAUGGCUACUCCGCUAACCCGACCGAUUGCCAAUGGCGUUAGAAUGAGCAAUCGUAAGAAGCGAAAACAUGCAGACAGUCAAUCAGAUUAUCAAAGUCUUGAUGAAAUGCUUGUCGAUCCCAACGUGAGCCUUGAAAUAAAUUAUGGAACCUCUCUAGGACCAAUAAAUGGCUCAAAUAUUCCAUCCACUGGAAAUUUGGUCAACGUUUUAGUUCAAGGUCUUCAAAGCCAGAAUGAAGGAAUGAUUAGUACUGUAUUGGAUCGAUGUGAUUCAAAUCUAAUCAGAGAAACUAUCCACAGUUUACCUAAUGAAAUGGUUGAAGAACUUUUAAAAAGACUCCAUAAACUAUUUUACCAGAAGGGCGAUAGAUUAAUUCACUAUUAUAAUUGGUUAAGAACUUUAUUACAAGAAAAGCUUAGUGUUAUUCUAUUGUCUAAAAGUGCACAACAAGAAUUAACUUCUUUAAAACAGCUGUUUGCCACGAGAUGUGAUAUUUUUGACCGAAUGUGUGCUCUCAGAGGUAGACUAAGUUUAAUUUCCAGCUUGAUGGAACCAACUUCAAAAGAUGGCCAUAAGUCUGGAAAGAGCGCAACAAUUAACUAUCAAGAAUCAUCUUCUGAAGAUGAAGACAACGAAGACGAUGAUGACGAUGGAAAUGCUUCAGAUGAAGAUUCAGAAGAUAAAGACUUGGAACGAAUUGUUGUCAUGGACUUGUCUGAUACUAACAAUUCUGAAGAAGACGAAGACGAUGAUGAUGAUGACGAAGAUGAUGACGACGACGAUGAUGUUGAUGAUGGAGAUAUUGCUGAUGAAGAGGAUGAGGAUGAAGAUGAAAACAAAAUUAGCAUAGGGAAAAGGAAAAACAUUUCGUACGAGGAAGAAAUGACAGAUGGGGAAGAUAAUGAUGAAGAUUUUGAAUCAGCUUGAUUUGAAAGAAAAAUUAUCAAUGACAUUUUUUUGUAUUUAUGUAUUAUAUAGUUUUCGGUCCAUCAUAAUGUCGCUUUUUGACAAUAUUAAAUCAUGGCUAUUCUAUAAACUGAA
Molecule: messenger RNA, 1465 nt
Organism: Tetranychus urticae (two-spotted spider mite)
Lineage: Eukaryota; Metazoa; Arthropoda; Arachnida; Trombidiformes; Tetranychidae
Biological process (GO): maturation of SSU-rRNA from tricistronic rRNA transcript (SSU-rRNA, 5.8S rRNA, LSU-rRNA)
Cellular component (GO): nucleolus
Source: RefSeq, a predicted model, not a curated record